GCACGGAAGAUUACGCAGAAAAAGAAAAAUUACAUGUGCAGAUAAAAAUAGUAACAUCCGCACAUCAUCAGCAUCACAAUGGCGCACUGGUUUCACAGAAAUCCGAUUAAAGCUUCUGCUCCUGUGACAUUCGAGUCAAUUCGUCAUGUAGCGGCCAAUUCUUCCUCUUCCAAGAUGUUAUCGUGAGUUGAGCUUAAGUUAUUUUUUUUGUUAUGACUUAUAUAGGCUUACUAUUGACUGGGAUAUAAGGUUACUUAUUUAAUUCUCUUGGGAUGCAUUUAACAAAAAUAGAUUCACAAGCGCUCUUGUCUAGAAAAUUUUAAAAGUUUGUCAUAUGACAAGUAUUUGAGGACAUGUUAACUCUCGCUAGUAUUAAAAAAAAGCAGUUGAAAAGGAUCUGAAAGGAUGAAUAUAUUAUAAGUUUAACACUUAUUUUCAUGGGGCAUUUUAUAGAUUUAAUAUUGCAUUAUAAAAAAAGCUUCAUAAAGCUACCCUUUAAAUGAAUCUAACUCUCCCAGCCGUCCAUUUGUUUAGUAGGUAGUAGAAGAUCAGCAUUUUAAAAUCUGGUUUGUUUCAAAUGUUAUCUGUCAAAGUGACAGAUCUGGGCUAAACUUUAGAAUGCCCGUCCACUUAUUUGUAUUUCACUGAAUAACCAAAGUUCUUAUUGUGUUAUGCUCCAUUCCUUCACUUGAGUGGGGUUUGUACGAUUACACACUUUGAUUGGAUGAUGCAAUCAUGAAUUAAAUAGUACCACAGGUGACUGGGUGUCUUUCUGUAACCUCUGUCAUUGUAUUUUGUCAACAUUAAUUACCAUCAGUUGCAUCUAAGCGUGGACACGAGGCAAAAAAACAUGUUCUAAUAGGAUCAAUGUGUUCUGCUCAUUUAUUUAUCUCAACUAUCAGGGAUAUUUCUCGCUCAAAAUCAGCACACUAGCUUUAAACACUUGCUUUAAAGAACUACUUUUUAGAGUUGACAACUCCAGAAACUCUUCUUAAAAACUCUUGUGAUGAAUAUUUUGUUCAGCUUAAACAAAUCAAGUCAACAAACAGCAGCCUACUUUUUAUGUGAACAUUAUUCUAAAUUUAAACCACCCCAAACUUCAAAUGCUUGGCAGCAAAACAUGUCGUGUUUGCACCUAAUUAGAACAUGUUUUUUCAUCAUGUGUACACACUUAGAUGCAACCGAUGGUGUGCAUUUUUCUUUCUAGUUAUGCAGGUGAAUCUGAUUUGAGGUUGAAUUUGUGUAAAAUCACACCAUCUCAUAGAUCAGAUGCCCUGAAGGAUCCUAAUUACUAGUAUUAGCUGGCUAUCGUUUCUGCCGUUAAUGAUGGGAUUCUUUUCCUUGUUACGUUUAUUUGUUCCUGUCAUGCAUUUUUAUUUUGCUCUGCCACACUAGGCGUUGUGCUAAAAACUGCCAAUCUGGUUAGAUAAAAGGUUAUUAUAUAAUAAUUAAAUUAAUUUUUACCACAUAUAUUAUGAAGACUUAAUAAGGUUUAAUAUCCAUCCAGUGACAUUUAUCAUUUUCACCUUUACAGAGAAUUGAAGCUGGCAAGAUCUAAGCUACUAAAUUAUCUAACAGAUCCUUCAAAUGAUGCCAAGUCAAUUCAACAGGCAACAGAGAUAUACUUGUCCUUUUUCCAUGGCCUUGUUAAUGAUCCUGUUGCAGGGUCUGGUGACAGCAAGCUCCGGAAGUUAGUCAUGUUUAAAUGGACCAACUCUAUUUGUGGUAAUACACCAACGUAAGUUUCCAAAACAAUAGAUUUAGUUAGAUAGUCAGAUAAGUCAAAAUUGAUACUAUCUAUUUGCCUUCAGUUGAUUUCAGAUGUUCAAAAUAAAUUUAAUGGAAAAUAUUAUCAUUACUGAGCAAUCACUGAAGUCCAUUGCUAACACGGCACUGGCCAGGUUUAAGACUAGGAUAUUUUUUAUCUCUGGUUUUCCUCCCGGCAUACAGAGGAUUUUGCUCUCACCAUACUUAAUUUGUGGCCCCUAUCAACUUACUUUUGCCUUAAUAUGGUAGCAAAUGUCUUCGGUGCCUUGAUGCCAGGCCGAGAUGUUGAUUUAAGCAUGAGUUGGGCCCCCAAGUGAUGUUGAUGAGCUUUUGAUGACAGAUAAGUACCAUCUUGACCAGACAUUGGCCGUCACCACAGUCCCGAGCUCCAGUAAUGCUGUAUGAAACCUACAAGUCCCUCUUUUCACUCUAUGACCACAGCCGUGUUGAGUGAUGAACGUCGAUUAACGACGAGUUUAUAACUGUAUGGGGUGAGCUAGCGAAAGUCUAAAAUCUCGUUUUCUCCCUGAUGAGUGUCAUUUUAAUAUAGAUUUGGGGGGAUAACUGUGUUUGAAAUAAGCUUACAAGCCCCUCAGGAUUUACGGUAGCUGUGCUGUUUGAGUCAGUGAUUUGCAGGGUAUAAUUUUUAUUUGAAAUUAAUCUAGCAUUUUGAUGUAAUGAUAAUAUUUGGCUCAACUAUCUGCUUUGAAAGGCAUUGAUUAAUAUAACCUUAAAUUUGCAUUUUGUUGAAGGGGCUUGUUGAAGUUCUCUGUAGCAUUGCAUGGUUACUUCAUGUACACCUGUAAACUUAAAUAAUGAAGUGCUGAUCAUGAGUCACACUUUUAAAAUUUACUUUGAGUCGAACUGUUAAUUUCAAUAACAACGGAAUUGAUAACAAUGGGAUUAUUCCGAUGUGACACAGUGUUGCUUUAAUAUUUUAUCUUCUAUAGGUGUGAGGCUGACAGUGUUUUUGAACUAACAUCCAUGUGUAUUGAUGUUGCCAUUUGGUACGCAAAGUAUGCAGCUAAACUGGCAGCUAAAGGAGAGUAAGUAAUAUUAAUGUAGCAUAAUUCAAUUUGAAUGGGCCAUUUGCACAACAUUUUGACAUCUUUUUACUACUAAGACCAGAAUUCAUUUCAUUUAUUCUUUCAUCUUUAAAUUUGGUAAUCCAAGAGAGGUUUAAAUAGCAAAAGGACAGAGCGUGGCCGGCCGAGCAGUUAGAGUGCCUGUGGACUUGCAAUUCGGAGACCUUGAGUUCAAGUCCCGCCCUGACUGCUAACUGGAUUUGUUCGUGGUUUUCCCGAGUUCAAAUCCUUGACCACACUUGUAAAUAACCAGCUGAUUUGCCUCCGGCCAGUUUGAAUUCUUAACCCUGUUAUGUUUGAUUUGAAUUAAUUGUUCCAUAAAUCAGCCAUUUGCUCGGCCCCACCAGCAUGAGUGCUAUAAAUAGUAAUACUGCUGAGGGUUAAUAAUAAUAAUAGUUAUUAUUAAAAGUCCUAAUUUGCACGAGAAAGCAAUACACUUUUGUGCAAAUGGCCUAUUGAAAAAAUGAAAGCAGGAAUUUUGUGAGAUGUUUUUCUGCAUUUUAAUAUUAAGCCUUACUCUGUCUUUUUAUAUACGUUUUUUGCAAUCAGGGGUUGUUCAAUGAUACUUUUCAGUUUAAUUUACAUGUACAAGUGUCAUGUAAAUUUUGUUUUCAGUUUGAAAAAAUAAACAGCUACAACUCCUAAAUUGCUGAGUGAAAUGUGUUGGCACCUUCAAUGUUGCUGUUGUCUCCACAGGGUUUCUAUGGAUGAAGCAAAGGAAGUCCACACAACCCUUAGAACGGCAGCAGGCAUAUUUAAAUUUGUAAAGGUAUUAGUUGUUGCAGUUGUGGUGUGAAAGUGGUUUACCCUAAACUUAUGUCUUAAAUUAUUUUAGUGAUACAGUAAUCUAAUGUGAUUGUAUUUUCCAUACACAUACCUAAUUCUUUCCAUGGAAAUUUUUUCCAUGGUAAGUAAAUUUAUUUACAUAAUUAUUUUUAAAGGAAAGUCUGAUGCCACGCCUUGGUGAGUUAUCAGCGGAGAAGGGUGCAGACACUGAUCAAAGAGUGCUGGCUGCUUAUCAGAAGCAGUGUGUUGCAGAAGCCCAGGAAGGUUAGUGCUGGAGUCUUGCUUAGUGGUACAUUGUAGCCUGGGAGCAGGCUCUGUAGUAGGAUGAACUAGCAAAAAACGGGGUGAAACAGGAAAAACCUGAGCUUCGAGUGGUGGACUGGGGAAAGAGAGAAGGCACCACCUUUUCCUCUCCUUAGACUACUGCUUGGCUUGCUUCACUCUCUUAUUUUUUUUGCCCUCGUCAAUUAUUUUUUAGCCCUUUUUACCUACUAUGGAACCUGGUACCAGGCUAGCUUUAGUAUUGAAGUUAUCAGUCGUUUUGAUACAAAUUCCUUUCAAUUCAAGUCAUUUCAAUGCAAGUUUAUUUAGUUGAGUUGUAGUUUCAUGUACUUGGCUUAACCAGAAAGAAAAAUAACUCACCCAAAAUGUUUUUCUUAUUCACACGCAAACUAUACUUGAGGCAAUCAGACUUUUUGUGCAAUGUUUAUACUGCUUGAGUUCGUAUUGAAAUGACUUGUAUUGAAACAACCUUGGAUUGAAAUGACCAGUUAGCAGUAUUGAGUACCCCCCCCACCCCUAAGGAGUUCUGAGACAGAAGCCGCUUAGGAAUCGUAUAAAUAGCUGCCCUAAGAGUUUCUCCUCGUACAGAAGAUCUAGCAAGAAUGACAGUAGCUUGCCUUUAUUUUUUCCAACUGACAAGAGAGAAUGCACAAAGACUACUCCACUGCACCCACACCAAUUUGAUGUGUCAGUCCCAUUCCCUUCGGUAAGCCAUGACAGACGAAACUUCCUACUUUGUAAGACCGCAGUAUCACUCUCUAUUUGGUCAAUGAAUGUUGUUGCUGGGUGUCCCCUUGACCAUCUGCCAUGUUUUGGUCCCGAAAGUAGUUGUUGGGAAACAAUCUCAGUCUUGCUUCCACAACAGUAGGCACUAAACUCACUGCAGCUGGCAUAUUUGGAGACUUGCCGAAUUCGGAGUCAGGUCCUCCUAGACCCAGUGCCUCUUUGUCAAAUAAUAAUUAUGUGGUCAUUCUACUAACUUACAUUCAGAGCAACUGCUAGGAGCCUUGUGUAGCAGCUGUAUCCAGUUGUUUUUCUAAUGCAGUGGUAAAGGUUGAACUCUCCUACCAGGCCCCAGUACUUCAAAAGCUGGAAUGAUGUUAUUCAGGGGAUAAAUCUCUAACCAGUAGAUAAUGCAAUCGGUUUCCCUGAUAGUAGUUACAUAUGUAUCUACUGGAAAGUGAUUUAUCUGAUGGAUAGCACUAUCCAACAUUUGAACUACUGGGGCCAGUACCAGUACAGUACAAUAUAAACAGAAGAGUUUCUUUCUGCAAGGCCUGUUUUUUUUUUUUUUUCAUAAACAGGUCUUCUUAUAAAAAGAGUAUAUCUCAAAGAGUAUCUCUUAACACUAAACUACCUCAUCCAUUUCUCCCUCUUUUUAGUUACUGUGGCUCGAGCAGUGGAACUUAAACAUAAAGCAUCACUCAUCUCAGCUCUCACCUACGAGACAUCAAAAUUAUUUACUGAUGCAGGUAAGCUGAUCAUUACCAGUAACAAUAUUUCAACUAGUUCAUGUGUUCGAUGGUAAUGCUUCAUGACUGGGAUGAGGACCUUGAGCAAGUUGAGAUCUGAUCAUUACAUAAAUAGGUACUGAUUUAGCCGAUAGCGCCGUCUUUUUCAUCCUUCUUGUCCAAUUUAAAAGUGAAACCACACCUGAUAACAGAGGAGGGAUAAAGAGUCAAAUUCAUGAAUGUGAAUCUUUGUUUAAACUGCAGAAAGGCAAAUUAGCUGCUCUAGCUUAAGAUAAAAGGUUUUAUUUUACGACGGUACUAUCUUGGAACAAUGUAGUACUCAUUAGACAAAGAGCCUGUUUACAUAAAUUAUAAAUGUAUGAAAGUGGGAAACACAAGGUAGGUUUUAUGUAGGUAACCCGCUUAGGUGGGGCCACCCCUUUGUCCACAUGGUCACCCCACCUAUCAUGUAAGCACUAUCAAAUUAAAAUGAGAUUAUAUGCACAGGUGGGCUACCCCACACAAGCAGGUUACAAUACAUACCUGGGCUCCCCCACCUCAAUGUAAACAGUCUCUGACAAACCUGAGGCUGGCGAUGCACCUAAUUUAUGAAGCCAAUUAAUCUGGGAUGUACAGUUGUAUAUCCUUAGCACUGUCAGAUGACAACAGAAACAUUUUGUUAUGAAUAAAUUUUGGAUGCCUUUCUUGAACUUGCACUGGAAUACUAAGCAAUUGCAUAUAUUCUGCAUCAAACGCAAAUAAAUGUGUGCGCAAGUUGCAACUCAGUUUAGUUUUGGUGGGGAAUUUGAGGGAGAUUUUCUUUUAGCCAAUCACUGCUCACAAAGUAGAUAGUGCUCUCCAGUGGACAAUGCAAUGGGUUUUUCCCACUACUUAAUUAAUUAAUCCACUUGAAAAAGAUUUAUCGGAUGGGUGGCAUCAUCCACAAGCUUGUGAACAACGGGGUUAGAAGUGUCUUGGUUGCAAUAUACAAUACACAUCAUUUAAAGAACCUCUAAACUGACACCAUGUGAAUUUAUAUUUUUGCAGGUGACGAAUUGAAGUCUGUAGAUCCGCUCAAAGCAGGGAAAUGGAAGAAAUAUUUGGAUCUCAAAGCUGCCUUCUAUCUGUCUUACGUAAGUUCAAUUCGUUAAGCCCUUGUUACUAAACGGAAACGGUAUACCGUCAAAUUUUUGGUUUUGAAAGAAAUUGUUUGAGGAAGAACACACCAUUCGAAAUUUUAGAGAAAGACCCUUAAAGUUUCAUAGCCAGGAAAAUCUCUUCUGUCAUCGACUCGAAGGUGCAGAAAUACUCAAUCCUCAUCAAAAUUUAUGUGUUUGCUUGAGAAGAUAUUUGUUUGAAGUUUUUACACUCGCACAUAUUCUUCAUACUAUUUUUGGUUUACAAAUACUAAUCAGGGGUGGCUGCGUUGAGUUUAAGGCCCAAAUGUAUCAAGGUCCUCCUCCUCUUCCAAGAUUUCGCUUCGCCAUUAUUUCUCUGUUAAUAAUAAAAUUUAAUGUGUUCGUCUCAAGAAGGCAGGCCUUCUAGGUGGUCAGCCCGGCUGACUGGGAUGAUAAUUAUGGAGACCUCUAUUCAACGUUAAUCUUUAAGUUCUUGCUUGAAAGUGGUGUUUUAUAUGCAGAUGUUCGUAGCUGAGUUGUGGAGGUUCUUUAAAUACCAGAGGUCUGGUGUUUGUUCAUGUUCAUUGCAGGCCUACUGUUUUUCUGGAGACACUCUGCUGGAAGAGGAUCAGUGUGGAAAAGCAAUCCGUGCUUUGCGGGAGAGUGAUAAAAGUAAUUCUUGAUGUUUUUUUUCUUGUCGUUGUUAUAAUGUUCAGUUAGUAAAAAGAAGGAAAUUUAAAGAGAAGCAGCCGUUCACCCGUUCCAGACGUUCAUAAGUGAUUCGAUCUGGAACAACUUAAUUAAGAGACUUGCCAGUUACGUUAGAAAAAUAUGAUGAGCCUUAAACCUCUCACUGCUAAAGUACAUGAGGAGUCUUGUAAGGUAGUUCUAACUUUUAAGGCUGUGGACGAAAUCCUUUGAUGUGACCAUUCAAAUGAAAUCUCUUUGGCAGUACUUUCACACGGUUUUAUCAUUUUUUCAGGAACUUCUAUUUAAUGAACUUUGGAAAUUUUAUUGUAGUUAAAUGUUAAAUUUGACCACUUUGGCAGUGAUGGGCUUACUUUGUACCUCGUCUAUGGAGCAAAUGUUGGAGUUUUGAAAACUAUGAUUUCUACUGUUUUGUUCACCAAACCUUUUCUCUUACUUUUCUGUCCUCAGUGUACAAGAAGGCGGAAGCAAUAUCCCGCGAGUACUCUAGUACCAAGGGCCCUGGCACCACUGCAAGGCCCUGGGAACAUCCGUUCUUUUUAAAACUGGGCCCCAUCAUUAGGAAGAAGCUAGAGAAAGCUACCCACGAGAAUGGCUUCAUGUAAGUCAUUUUCUUGUACAUUGACCCGCCAAUAGGCCAGAGGUCAAUUUAAUAAAACUUUUACAAGUGUAAUUUUUUAUUAGUGUACAGCUGUAGCUAUUGUUUUCGGACCCUAAAACAAUACCUGCACUUAUAAAUUACACUGGUAAGAAUUUUAUUAGGUAGUUGCUAUUUCCUUUCUAGUUAGCACGGAAGACUCGAGAAUUAGAGAAGGCUUUGCGCACAGGAAAAAGGAAAAGACUCGCCUUGGGGCAGAACCUGGACCGUUGCCUAGUUAACCUGAAGAUUAAUAAAGUAGAAGGGAAUGGCGUUUCUGCUAUCGCACGAGAGACUUUGACAGGAGUCUAACGUUUACCUUUUUCUUUAGUUAUUUCCAUAAGAUCCCAGAAGAGGCUCCAGAGCUGGAGCUGAAAGCCACGCAUGGAUUAGCGAGCCCUCAAGAGUUUACACUGCCAGCACCCCAUGCCAUGUGGGGAGGCGAUACUUAUGCUGGAUUUGAUGUUUCCAAGGCUCAUCCUCCACAACCGGUAGGUCUUUUAUCCCGGGGUGAUGAGGGGGGGGGGGAGGUACCCUCUUUAAUGGCCGAUACGGGGUGGUUCUGCUUCAAAGGGGUACUUUUUUCAUGCGUCAGGUAUAUGAAAGGGUAGGGACUUCAAUUCUUGAGGUAUAUGAAAUGGAAUGGAAAUCUGUUAUUUCGGUCUGUAAAAAGGACCAAAAGGGCUAACAGAUGUAUUUUAUGUGUGUGAAAAUAUCGAGAAACAUUCUGGUUUUGUGAUGUAUUCAAAUUUAAAAGACAGUGCAUUUACAGCAGUAAAAGGGAUGCAAAGUUCUAAACUAUUUGUGGAUAGAAGAUAUAAAAGGGAUACCUUUUCUAUCAAAAAUGGUAUAUAAUAGGGUAAGGGGUUGGACCUCGCACGGAGCCUCUCCCGUAUAAAACUUUGUCGAGUAUCCGCGCGGGUCUUAGCCUACGUAGCAUGGCGGUUUUGGUUGGGCACGCUAAGUAAUAAAGGCGGGCGAGCGCAGAGAAACCGCGAGGAGAUUGGGGCGGGAGCAACUUGGCUCCCGGUUCGACAAAACCGCCAUGCUACGGAGGCUGACCGGGUCUUUUAUUGCCAUACCAAUGAAUAGCCCUUAUGCAUGUUUACAUUAGACGACUGGAUUGGAAAUUGUGAAGUUGCGACAAGGCAAUAGAGUUGAAAAGAAUACCCACGCACAAAGAGUGCAAAUGCGCAGAAUUUUGCUUACAAACGACGGAGGCUUGGUGGUGAAACAGGCUCAUCUGACGUUAUCAGGCAUAAGGGCCAUUUAAUAAAGUUAUAUUACUAUUAACUGUACCUUAUUCAUUAUCGCUAUUAGAGCUACAAUUGGUUUCCCUUUCUUCAAAAAGCAACGCUAUCUUUUCACAAAUGCCUUGGAUUUUCCCUCCCGACUCCACCCUAUACAAUGUUAAAACUCGGGAAGAAUUGUGGACACGCUGCUCACCGUUGUAUAUCGGGUCGGGGAUGGGUUGAGUUUGUGUUGUUUUAAUACGCGCCACGAAUGUAAAUUUGUCCCAAAACUUAAGUCCAUGAUUUUAGAACAAGUAGCUUGAGGAAAGGCACCACGUUGUUUGGGGAGAGUAGGAAGGGAGGAAUGUCGUUCUAAAAGGAAAAAAGCGUCUCAACUAAGUUUGUGGCUGAUUUUAGCUGGUUUACCAGUCAAUUCCAAAACCAGGCAACCCCCGGGCAUACCCCGGGUAUUUGACUGGAGGUUUGCUCCGUACAGUGGGGAGUUUGACCCUAAAUGAGGCACGACCAGUCGGGCAUUUGACUUUCCAGUCAAAACGCUGGUCAGGGUCGCAAACAAAAGGAUUUCGUAACUCAUUCCACUUUUAGCAUGUACCCCGUGUUCACGGGUUAUUGCUGCUACAUGUAUAAUCACUGGUUUGUUGGAGCAUCUGAGAGCCUUUGAAAAAGCCCGUUAAAUGUGGAUUUGCUGGAAUGAACAAUUUUAUUCGAACGAGAAAACUCCGUAUAAAACAGCUUUCUAAGACUUCUUAAGAUAUUUCUGUUUUGUUUAGUUGGGUAUUUACGUAUAUUUGAGUGAACGGUUUAACGACUGAGAAAAUUUUUGAAUAGUCGCUCAUGGUGGGUGAGGGAUAUGACGCUUUUUGAAGCGCUAGCCGUUGGGGCAUUUGACCAUCUAAAAUGCCAACAUACCGGGGAACUUGGGUGAAAAUUUUCAAAAAAGUCAAAUGCCCGGGCGUUUACCCGUUUACCGGGGGGGAGAGGUGGUUUUGGAUACGCCACUUCCACAUUUCCCACAAUGCACCUUAUUUGCCUCUCCCCCCCGAAAAAAGACUUUGCAUCAGCAUUGUUUUCAAUUUGUCUUGGGACAUCCGUAAUAACCAAGAGAAAUGAAAAACAAAGGUUAUGGAACAUUUGGGGGGGGGGGGGGGGGCGAAAAGGGGGCCUUAGUGAAAAAGGGAAAAGGGGGGGUUUUUGGGGAAAAAAAAAAACAAAUUUUUUUUUUUUGAAAAAAAACACAGAGGGGGAGGAGAGAGAAAAACCCCCCCCCAACCCCAGAAAUAACACACCCUUUAAAACCCCCAAAACAAUUUUUGGUCCGCCCCUGUUCCAUUUCCCACAAUCACUCUUUUUUUCCUCCCCCCACCCCACAAAAAAAUAUUUCACUUAGUUUUUUUUUUAAUUUUGGUGUGGCAACUGAAAAAAAAAAGGGAAAAAAAAAAAAAAGGUUGUGUGAAAAUUGGGGGGGGGGGGGGGAGCAGAUAAGGUGCAUUAUGGAAAAUGUGAAAGUGGCGUAUUGACUGGAACAUAAAUGCAACGUAUUGAUUUUUGUACAGAAAUCCCAAGGUGCAGCAGGAGAUGUCAAACCCGUCCCAGAACCUGAAGAUUCAAGUCCUGUGAAACCAGCCAACAAUUCUUCUGGCUGCGUGGUGUCUUGAACCAUCCAAAACCACAGACAUCUAAAACUAGGGCCAAACGUCGAACUUUUCAUGAGACGAACCAAAGUUAGUGAGUUAAGUUCAUGAAAAGCUCGACGUCUGGCUCAGUUAAGUUCGUGUAAAUGAGUUUGGAUCGUCAAAUUGAAACACGCUUUAUCCGUCCGCUUCAGAAGGUAGACUGUGUAACUAUUCCGCGGUUUAUUUACCAAAAAAUUAUAUAGAAUUGUUCGUUGGGACAACGAAGACUGUUCGUUAUAAACGUGCUUCCGCAAAGCGGGUUUCAACUGUACGACUGAAGACUUUUUCACGCCACAUAUUAAGUUCGACGUUUGAUCUAACAGUCUAACUUAUCGAAUGGCAAUUUGGUUCGUCUCAUGAAAAGUUUGAAGUUUGGCCUUGGUCUAAAACUUCAAUCUAAGAAAGAUCUCACGUAUCUAUUCUUUUCUCCUACACUAGUUAGAAUGGAACAGAUAUAUUACCAUGAGAGUGUUCUAAUUCUCUUUGGUUUGAAGGGGUUAUUUUUCUCAAAAAGCUUUGCAGAUUCAAUGGAAAAAAUCCCGAAAUUUUGUUUUUAGUAUUACCAAGUGUAAGUAAAGCUGAAAAGGUUUCAGUUGAUUGGCCAAACCCUAACCCACACCGGAAUAAAAUUGUAUCCACAGACUCAAAAAAUAAAACCUGUUUAUGAAUGUAAUAAAUAGUACCAUGUGAAAGUAUUGCUCGACAGGUUUCAUUUGAGAGGUUACACCAUAGGAUUGCAUCCACAGACGUAAAGUAAUGAUUGAAUGAGGAAAUAUUUUACGGAGACUUUUAUAUAUAUUAUAUUAAUCAAAAGAAAAUGAUGAUGAGCGAUGCAACACUAACGACAGGCCGAUCCAGCCCCUCUUGAAUAAUGGUUUCGCUUGUCCCCAUUUUGCUGGCAGAGCUUUCACCUGUCUGCAUUGUCUAUUCUAGGUUUUCAAGGGAUACUCUGAGAAAAUAUCCUUUUUAAUUGAUUUUUAUGGAACUUUAAUAUUUUUACUAUUUUUCCUGCAAAAUUUAUGAUAUUGAAUAUAGAGUGUAGUUUAACAUGACGUCACGGCUGCCAUAUUGGUGCUUCAAAACAAUGAAACGGUUAUCUGGGGAAUGGGGAUUUGAGUUAAUAACUAGGAAAUGCAGGGUCGAGGGGAACACACUCCUCUCCAGAUUUUGACCCUUUAUCCUCCACUGGCGGGAACAGGCAGAUUAAAUUGAGUUAUCAUUGAGAUUUAUGCAUUACUACCAGUGUUGUGAAAAUAAGUCAAUUUGACUAUUCCUGGUUGACAAGACUCAUAAUGAGCUAGCGAAUAAAAU
Messenger RNA from Porites evermanni, 12071 nucleotides. Lineage: Eukaryota; Metazoa; Cnidaria; Anthozoa; Scleractinia; Poritidae. The record is from the annotation of a GenBank genome assembly.